Molecule: messenger RNA, 1683 nt
Organism: Stylonychia lemnae
Lineage: Eukaryota; Ciliophora; Spirotrichea; Sporadotrichida; Oxytrichidae
Source: the annotation of a GenBank genome assembly
AUGGCCUCAAAUAAUCCUAUUAGUCAUUAAUCAUCAAUCACCAACUUCCAUGUCAUGUAGAAACUAGGUGAGGGUGCUUACAGUCAAGUAUUCAAAGUCAAAAGAAUAUCAGAUGGAGCAGAAUACGCAAUGAAGAAAGUAAAAAUGAUUAAACUUUCUGAAAGAGAAAGGCAAAAUGCUGUGAACGAAGUCCGCAUCUUAGCAUCAAUACAGCAUCCAAAUAUCAUUGCCUACAAGGAGGCAUUCUUUGAGGAUUCAACAUCUUGUUUGUGUAUUAUUAUGGAAUACGCUGAUGGUGGAGAUCUUCUUAAAUAAAUUAAUAAUCACAAACGAAAGGGAACGAACUUUUCUGAGAAGGAGUCUUGGUACUAUUUUAUUUAAAUGGUAAGAGGAUUGAAGGCUCUACAUGACUUAAAAAUAUGUCACAGAGACAUUAAAUGCGCCAAUUUGUUUUUAACAAAAGAAGGCAUCGUAAAGCUAGGUGAUCUCAACGUAUCAAAGGUCGCUAAAAAAGGUAUGCUUCAUACCCAAACAGGAACCCCUUACUACGCAUCACCUGAGGUUUGGAAGGAUAAGCCAUAUGAUCAUAGAAGUGAUAUUUGGUCACUUGGAUGUGUUCUUUAUGAAAUGCUAACACUUAAUCCACCUUUUAGAGCACCUAACAUGAACGGAUUAUAUCACAAAGUAUUAAGAGGUCUUUACGAUCCAGUUCCUUCAAUGUACACAAAGGAUCUAUAAUUUAUGGUUCGAAAUUGUCUCCAAGUUUCCCCAGUAGCGAGACCAAGUUGCGAGAAAAUACUAGCAAUGCCUGGACUCUUAAACCAUUUAACUGGAACAUUAGAAAGAAUAGAUGUCUCAAUAGAUGUAGAGAAUGAUGCUCUUCUCAAUACUAUCAAGGUACCAAAGGAUCUCGGAUAAAUAACAGAGAGAUUACCAAAACCCCAAUACAAUGUGAUGAGAAGGAUAAACAGUCUUCCUCCUGAGCAGUAAGAAGGUUUAUAAGAAGAUAAGGAAAAUUUGAUUCAGAUAGCUCAUAAAAUGUUUGAUAAUCAUAAGAGGAUUGCAGGAGGCUUGGCAAAUAAUAUUUAUGAGGAGAGGAAAAGAAGUGUCCUUGCAACAAUAGAGGAAAAUGUACCUCCCUCAAGAGAAUACGAUAGACCAAGAGAAUUUAAUUAUGAUAACCCGAGAAGUGCUGAGCCUAACUUACAAAAAAGCAAGGCAAGAAACCUUCAUAACAUUGAAAAGGAUGCAAUAAUUCAUGAAACAAGAACCCCUCACUAUAUGAAUAACCAAAAGUAAAAAGCUAGAGACUUGAUAUCUCACUAAUCUCAGUAAAGUAAUCAGGGUGUUUAUUUGCCCAGAAUUUAAUCGACAAGAGCAAGUGAGAUAACAGGAAUCAAUCAAAGGAGGGGAGUAUAUAGUAGAAAUAGUCCUGAUAUCUAAUCAACUAACAGUUCUAUCUUACCUGGAAUUAGAGGAGCCUAGAGCAGAAAUUCUGAGAAUACUAAUCCAAUUUAUAUGAAUAAAGGUACAGAUAUUGUUCAUCAAUAGAAGAAUUAUCUUCACUAAAAGAAAAUCCUUCAAUAAAUUUAUGGAGCUUAUCAAAUUCCUAGUCACAGAAGACUUUAAGUCUUGAGUGAAGAACUACCAGAGUCAAGAAUUCAUCCUAGAUAUAUUAUAUGA